Cladocopium goreaui is the source of this 607-nucleotide messenger RNA. The record is from the annotation of a GenBank genome assembly. NCBI's taxonomy places the organism in Eukaryota, Dinophyceae, Suessiales, Symbiodiniaceae.
AUGGCACUGGCUAGCUGGCAUUGGAACUUCUUCUUUUGCGCUGCGCUGCUUUGCUCUUCCUACGCUGAAUGGUGCGGCUGUCAGCAGCGGGAAUUCUGUGGAUGCGAAGCACGGGUGGUGCACUUUCCCAGACCGGCUUUUCGAACAGAAUUGGCAAUACAACGGCACAAGCUGGCGCAGUUGAGAAAGGAACUCAGCGUAUCAUUUGAUCCCGACAAAAAUAUUGAAAAGCUCAUGGUCAAGGCGAAGGUUCAGAAGUUGGAAUUGCAAGAGGUAGAUUAUCAACGGCUGAACGCGUUGGAAGGCGUUUAUGAUUGGCUCCCGAUUCGCGUGCCGCAUCGCGUUGCCAAGAAGGAGGAGCGAUUCUUGCCCGGCGCAAUGGCGCGGUUCUUCAAACCUGGCCUCAUCAAAAACCAAGCUGGCUCGUGGAAGAGAUAUUGGAGCGCACCAGUGCGCAUGAGCAAGAUCUACAAGAAUGCCGACCUCUCGGCCUUCCUUUACCUUUGCUUAAACAAGAGCAGUAUGGAAGAGAACUGGUACCUGACCAAGAGAGAUGACAUGAUCACCUGGGCGGGCAAGACCUUCAGACAUUUGAGGAACCAAAGCG